AUGGGUAGUCCUCAGACACUUCAUCAAGUUCACCUGAAUCCAGGAAAUUCUGACAGUAAUACUUAUCAGAGUAUUCAACAGAUGAGAAAUGUAAUGGAAAAAGAGAUAAAGAGUGAGAGAACAAGAGGAAAUGGUAGAGACUUAGCAUUCACCCUCAUGCCGUUGUAUGCUCUUGGAGUGGGAGUGUUUGCAGCAUACAAAUUUCUUAAGAUGAAGUCACAUGAAGAAAGUCUCUCAAAACAGGAAAAAAGUACAGAAGACAAGGCAAAGGAAACAGAGCAUCAGCUUUUAGAACUGGAGCAGCAUCUAGCACAAACAGAGAAAAUGUUAAAUUCUUUAUUGACUCAGUUGGAUCCACUGUCAAACUGUGUUAAUGCUUUAGCUUGUGAGCAGAAGGAUGAAAUAAUGACACAGCUCAAAUCAAUUAGACGCCUUAUGAAAGAAAGUGGAUUGGAUAAAUCAGAAAACAAGAUGAAAGAUGUCAGCCACAUUUGUAAUGAGAAACUUGAAGAUCUCAUUCAGUCAUUUGCUGAACAUUCUCAAGAGGAAGAAAUGGAUGACAGAGAAGAUGACAGUAAUGAAGAUUUGCUUGAGGAUGUUGAUAAUGAUUACAAAAUAGAAGAGCAUGAAUUAUAUGAUGAAUGUGAAGUACAUCAGUUUGAGCCAGAUGUGGUAGAAGACCAAGAAAUGCUAAACAAAGAUGCCAUUGAAUCAGAAGAGGGAGGAUUGAGGAGACGUAAUAGAUAUGAAUGAAAUCUGCAUAUGUAAAACUUUCAAAAGCUUAUGAUUUUUUUUAUAAUGUUGUAUGCACUUUAAACUGUUUUGAAUGAAGUUAUAUGCACUGCUAUAUGCUUUAAAAAGAGGGGUGAAGUACUGCCUAUGCUUAUAUCUCUGACGGUUCUGUAAGUGACUUUAGUGGCAGCAGAAUUUCACUCAGGAUGUUUACAUAUUUUUUUCUAUUUAUUUUUGUCCUAUAAAAAUAUUUCUGUACUC
Charadrius vociferus (killdeer) is the source of this 993-nucleotide messenger RNA. It is a transcript of the gene CCDC107, whose product is annotated as coiled-coil domain containing 107. The transcript has 6 exons. Lineage: Eukaryota; Metazoa; Chordata; Aves; Charadriiformes; Charadriidae. Gene Ontology annotation, cellular component: neuron projection; neuronal cell body; intracellular membrane-bounded organelle. The record is from RefSeq and is a predicted model, not a curated record. Gene Ontology annotation, biological process: synaptic transmission, cholinergic; protein localization to cell surface. Bases 1 to 753 code for a protein of 250 amino acids.